Molecule: messenger RNA, 2552 nt
Organism: Xenia sp. Carnegie-2017
Lineage: Eukaryota; Metazoa; Cnidaria; Anthozoa; Malacalcyonacea; Xeniidae
Product: telomerase reverse transcriptase-like
Exons: 6
Coding region: 99-2552 (817 amino acids)
Biological process (GO): telomere maintenance via telomerase
Cellular component (GO): telomerase catalytic core complex
Molecular function (GO): telomerase RNA binding; telomeric repeat DNA binding
Source: RefSeq, a predicted model, not a curated record
UUUGAACACGUGUGGCGAACUGACAAUGGUUGAAUUGCAUUGUUUUUGGAAAAGUUUCGAUUGAAUUCAUCGUAGCCGAUUUUUCAGUUUUAUUUACUAUGGAAGUUGUUUCGAAGUUUUUUGACGUAUAUUGCAAUCUAUGGGAAUAUGCAGGGCUACACAUGUGCGCUCAAGUACGACAAGAAAGAGCAUCCAAUAUUAGCGAUGGUUUAAGCGAUUUUUUGCAUUCCACAAUCGUUGCCUGCUGCGGUGAACGUGACAAACUUAUAGCUACUGGCCAUUUCACGUUGGAGAAGCACGCAUGUAUGGAAGAUAUGAUAACGAGUGUUUUGCAAAAGAUCUUCACUAGUCGCAAAUUGAAAAAGAAAGAUGAUAACGUUUUAGCGCGCGGAUUUUGGUUGAACCAGGAUGUUUCACCGACAAUGGGAGGACUUAAUGGUUGCAACUAUCGCAAUAGUCAAAUCUGUUGGUCAAAUAACAGCAUGGUGCAAUAUGUUCAAGGAGAAAUGUUCGAACAGCUGCAUGUGUUCUUAGGCAGUGAUCUUAUGGCGCAUUUGUUAGUGAAUCUCAGCGUUUUUAUUCGGGAAGGUGACACUUUUAUCCAAGUGUGUGGGCAAUCAAUCCAUAACAUGAAACCUGCUUUUUCUGAACACCAUGGACAAACUGAUGGUGGCAAUAGACAGCUUCAAAGGGAUAUAUUUUAUUCAUCUGGGCAGGAUUCGAAGUCGAUACGAUUGUUGAAAAAGGACCACGUAAUGGAGGUUGCACCUUGCAGCCCACAGGGAGCCGAUCGUCUCAUAAAAGCGAUUUAUGGUGGGUCUCGGGAAGUGAAAAAGAUUCCAAAACAGUUGAAAGAGUCGAUUCCCAUUUUUCAACAAUUUUUACGUCGAUAUAAAUCGUGUCCGUUGAAAGACAUUUUGAACAAGACUUGUCCAACGAGCGGCACUUAUCAAAAUAAGAAUGGUGGAGUUUCUAAUGUACCAUACUUUCAGGUAAAAGCUUUUUUAACCACGAUCGUUGUUCGAACCAUCCCGAUGAAAGUAUGGGGAUCGCAUCGCAACCAGAGGACGUUCAUUUCAAAUGUGGUAAAAUUUACGACUGCCAGGAUAAACGAAAAGUUAUUUAAAUCAUUGAUUCUCCGAGGUAUUAGCAUGAAUGAUUGCAAUUUUACCAAUAAAUCUAAUGGUUUUGGCCGCUCACCUCUAACACUAUCCCAGAAAAAGGAAGACUUGAUAAGAACUUUGCUCUUCUGGUUGGUGGAAUCUUACAUCAGUCCGAUUGUAAAACGUGCUUUCUUUGUUACGGAAACGCAGUCUGGAGGCAAUCACGUGUUCUUUUAUAGAAAGAACGUGUUUUCCCUAGCUCAAGAGGAGGCCGUUAAUAAACUUGUAAAAACCACUUUGAAACCCCUAACUGAACAGGAUGCAACUGAAUUGCUCAACAAUCGUCAUUGUCUUGGGCUUGGUCGCGUGCGGUUUAUUCCGAAAACAAGUGGCUUAAGACCCAUUAACAAUUUGGGAAAAUUGACGAAUCCCCCAGAAACGCGCCGUAAGAGAUCUCGUUUAGUGAACGAAGAGCUUUCUGACGCGUUGAGUGCCGUCGACUACGAAUGUAAACUGUCGACAGACGUUUUCGGUGGCGGAGCAAUGACCUAUGGUAAAAUAUUCAACAUGUUGGCAGCAUUUAAAAAAAAGCACAGACACGAAAGGCGUCCAUUACAAAUCGUCAAGGUUGACUUUACGGCAUGCUUUGACAGGAUUCGUCAAGAUAAAAUGGUGGAAAUUCUUGAAAAGGUUCUCAAGGAAGACGAGUACUCCAUCCGUGAGUACUCUCGCGUCGGUUUAAACAUGAGUAAUCACGUGAUUUAUAAUCAUAAAAAAUUGGCUGUACCGAUAGAUGACAACCGAUAUUUUCUGGCGUUAGUAAAAGACGAGGUGAAAGGCAACCGACUGAAGAACUCGGUCGUAUUGGACAACGAUCAAAACUGUUAUCGUGACGACUUGUUAACGAUUGUCCGCAAACACAUCAAGUGCAAUGUUGUCCAAGUUGCGCAACUCAACUACCUUCAACAUUGUGGUAUAGCGCAAGGUUCGUCACUAUCAUCGAUAUGCUGUGAUCUUUAUUUGGGUGAAAUGGAAAGAACAAAAGUUCCCGAAGUUCUCCAUGACGAAGAAUCGUUGUACAUGCGUUGGGUAGAUGAUCCUAUUCUGCUCACCUAUAAUUUAGAGUUAGCGAAAUCUUACUUGAACACUCUGUUGCAAGAAGACGACGAAUACAAUUGCAUGGUAAACGUAUCCAAGUCUAUUACUUCGUUCGAUGCACUCGCUCCUGACGGUAAAAUGAUCGCGCUUCUUCCCGAGGGCGAAUCAUGGGUAUCUUGGUGCAACCUGCUCAUUAAUCGACAUACGUUUGAAGUGAAAUUUGAUUAUUCUGGGAGGUCACGUGAGUAUUGCUUAUUAAGGGUGUAUAAACAAAAAGUAGACAGUUGGGCUUAUUGGGGAAACGCUUCUAAAUCCAUCAGCGUGCAAUGUUUGCGAAAAAUUUUUGCGUGA